CGUGUGUCUCUGUGGCGUAGGACCCGGUCAGCUCUCUCUACUCGCCGCAGGGUGGGGUUUCGUGCUGUCCAAGUGGAUCCGCUGUGGACAUGGCUGCUCACUGCACCGAGACGAUGCUGACCGCCCUGGGGCUGCUCAGUGUCUGUGCGGCCAGCAGCUCGGGGUCCGGGGUUUCGGGAAAGGCGGGUGGGGAGGCAGAGUGGGCGGAGCCGUGGGACGGCGCGGUUUUCCGGCCGCCAGCUGCGCUAGGCGCAGUGGGGGUGGCGCGCGGGCCGGAAUCCCCGCCGCCGGAGAGUAAGGAGACUGCCGACCUACCGGUGCUGCUGUGGUGGAGCCCAGGCCUCUUUCCACACUUCCCGGGCGACUCGGAGCGCAUCGAAUGUACGCACGGCGCGUGCGUGGCGUCCCGGGACCGACGGUCGCUCGCCGACCCGCGGACGCGCGCACUGCUUUUCUACGGCACCGACUUCCGUGCAGCCGACGCACCUCUUCCGCGCCUGGGGCACCAGAGCUGGGCGCUUCUGCACGAGGAGUCACCGCUCAACAACUUCCUGCUGAGCCACGGCCCUGGGAUCCGCCUCUUCAACCUCACGGCCACCUUCAGCCGCCACUCAGACUACCCACUGCCGCUGCAAUGGCUGCCCGGGGCCCCUUAUUUGCUCCGGCCUGCGCCUCCGCUCCGGGAACGCACCGAGUGGCGUCGUCGUGGGUACGCGCCGCUGCUCUACUUGCAGUCCCACUGCGAUGUGCCCUCGGACCGGGACCGCUACGUACGCGAGCUCAUGCGCUACAUCCCGGUGGAUUCCUAUGGCAAGUGUCUUCAGAACCGCGAGCUGCCCACCGUGCGGUUACAGGACACAGCCACGGCUACCACCGAGGAUCCAGAACUCUUGGCCUUCUUGUCCCGCUAUAAGUUCCAUUUGGCCUUGGAAAAUGCCAUUUGCAAUGACUACAUGACCGAGAAACUGUGGCGCCCCAUGCAUCUGGGUGCUGUGCCUGUGUAUCGUGGCUCACCCUCUGUGAGGGAUUGGAUGCCCAAUAACCACUCCAUCAUACUAAUUGAUGAUUUUGAGUCCCCUCAAAAGCUGGCAGAGUUUAUUGACUUUCUGGACAAGAAUGAUGAAGAGUAUUUGAAAUACCUGGCGUACAAGCAACCAGGGGGUAUCACCAACCAGUUUCUCCUGGAUAGCCUGGAGCACAGGAAGUGGGGAGUGAAUGAUCCUUUGUUGCCUAACUACCUCAAUGGCUUUGAGUGUUUCGUCUGUGACCACGAACUGGCUCGGCUGGAAAAUGAGAAAGCCCGUGCAUCCUCUCCUGGGGACAUCCCUGUCCCCGAGCCUCACAUUGCCGAGCCCUCACACAUGAACUGUCCAAUGCCAACCCCUGGCUUUGGCAAAGUCGAAGAGAUUCCUGAGAAUGACAGCUGGAAGGAAAUGUGGCUACAAGAUUAUUGGCAAGGUCUCUAUCAGGGGGAAGCUCUCACUGCCAUGAUCCACAACAAUGAAACACAGCAGAGGAAAUUUUGGGAUUAUGUACAUCAGAUCUUCAUGAAAAGAAAUAAAAAUCUCUAACUGUC
Myodes glareolus (Bank vole) is the source of this 1576-nucleotide messenger RNA. RefSeq names its product protein O-fucosyltransferase 4 (gene Pofut4). NCBI's taxonomy places the organism in Eukaryota, Metazoa, Chordata, Mammalia, Rodentia, Cricetidae. The record is from RefSeq and is a predicted model, not a curated record. Gene Ontology annotation, molecular function: alpha-(1->3)-fucosyltransferase activity. Gene Ontology annotation, cellular component: Golgi membrane.